CUCACCGACUACCAUAAGACAUGUCAAUUGUUUCACAUGCUUAAUUGCUAGAAAUUAUCAUUUAAUUGUGAACUGAUACAAGAGCAAUAUGGUUUUUUUGAGCAGACUACUUUGCAAUGAAAUGACUGCUGGAGACAAACCUGUGACUUUGCCUGACUGAACAAGGAGACGUGCUUGGCAAGUACAGGUGUGUCUGAGAAAGAUAAGUUAGGUUAAAAGGUAAUGGAUACGUUUAACAAAGCCUGAUUCAGUUUAGCCAAGCCUAUAAAUACAGAGGACAUAACUGAAGGUUAUCUCACAUCGGCACUCUGCAGCUGGCACCUGAAAAAGUUUAAUCUAUUGGCGCUGUACCCACCUUCUUUUUGUCACCAUGGCUUUGUUCAGUGUGGUGCUGGAUCCUGUGGACUACAUGCAGACACUACAGGCCCUGGUAUCGGGGGUCUGCUCUUACCUGGAUGGCACAGCCAAACCGGCGGAUGCAGAGUUUGUGAAAAAGAACUUGGACCUGAUUGACCGGGAGCUGAGCACAGGGCAUGGCCUGCUGAAGGACACUGAGGUGCACAGCUGUGAGGACGACCUUGUGGUGGUGUACUACCAACUGGGGGCAGUAGUGAGGGCCAGCCAGGGGCACACCAAGAGAGAGACUGAGGUCUUUCUCAAAUAUGUGGAGGAUUAUCGUCUUGAGAGGCAACUUACAGCCAUGUACAGCCGGUUGAUGGGAGUCUCACUGCUAACAAACCAGCCAACAUUGUUAGAUGAAAUCGUCAGAGACUACAAGCCCAAACGAUGGGAACUACGAGAGUUCUGCGAGAAGGUGAACUUUGUCCUGGGGACUGGCUUGCUGUGUCUAUUCACUCAGGCCUCCCUGACAGGCAGAGACCAGGCCCUCCUUAUGAAAACUUGGUCUGAGAAGAUGGCAUCCCUCAGCAAGAAAAUGAAGAUGGCAGGCUGCCAGUGUUCAGACUAUUUUCGGGAGCAGGCUAAAGAAGAUGUGAAGAGAUUGAUGGAGGAGGGAAAGAAGACAGAGGCCAGAUGGGAGGAGCAGGCCUCAGCAAUUCUCAGAACCCUGGAGAAGAACUAUGACUGGCUGCGCUGGGCCGUGAUGGUGACACAGGAGAGAAGGAGGAGUGGGGAGGUUGUGGAGGAGGGGCAGACUGAGGGAGGUUGCUGCAAUGAAGGAGGUGUGGAGAAAGCAAAAUGUGGUAACUUAAUCUCAGUCAGUGACCCCUCUGGGCUGCAGGUGGUGGCUUGCUACAGCGGGGCCCCCUCCUCUCUAGAUAAGGGGCGUAUUCACCAGUUGAUCAUGGAUCUGGAGUGGAAGAUCCCCAAUCCGCCCCCAGAGGUGUACGCCACCAUCGAGGCUGAACCCCACUAUGCUCGUACCUACUUGGCCUCCAGGAUGCUGAACAAGUUGGAGGAAGGCCUUGACAAUGGUGUCUCUGUGCACGUGGUACCCGGAAAGAUGGAGAUGAAGUGCAACUUCCCCCAGGCGUCCUUCUUCCUCUAUGAAUACAAGCACCGCCUAGCCUCAGGUACUGUUUGCAUCUUUGGGUAGACCCUUAUAAAAGUUUACAUCAGUAUUUUUGCAGUUUUACCAUGCUUUUACUGUGUGUUAUACUGUGCAUUUACUGUAGUUUACCCUGGUUUGCCAUGUUUAUUAAUAUGCUUUACCAACAUUUUGCUAUUAUUUACAAUGCUUACAUUAUGCUUAAUUACACCUUGCUAUGCUUUUACUAUUGUAAAGGUGGAAGACUGGGUACUAGCUAAACUAUUCAACU
Molecule: messenger RNA, 1778 nt
Organism: Acipenser ruthenus (sterlet)
Lineage: Eukaryota; Metazoa; Chordata; Actinopteri; Acipenseriformes; Acipenseridae
Exons: 3
Coding region: 371-1555 (394 amino acids)
Source: RefSeq, a predicted model, not a curated record